Clunio marinus is the source of this 375-nucleotide messenger RNA. Lineage: Eukaryota; Metazoa; Arthropoda; Insecta; Diptera; Chironomidae. The record is from the annotation of a GenBank genome assembly.
AUGCAACAAAGCAAUUUUUUCCAUUAUCGCAUUACCUUCAUCCAUGACGGGCUCUAUUUCAUCUUUAAAGUGAGGUUUUUGUUAAGACAAGCCGUGGUUAAGAUUGUUAAAUCUGAUUCGCAAACAAACACUCCUCGAAUGACGAAUUAUCACGAAUGUAAAAUGAUCUCUAAUCAAAUAAGAAGAACACUUGAUAUGAUGUUUGACUGUUUUGAGACAAAACUUAGAUUUGAACAGCAUGAAUCCAACAGAGGAGUGAUUGAUAUGUGUACAUUAUGCGAGCGUCAGAUUUCCAAUCGCCAUAGAAGUUAUCUCGCUCUUCAUUUUACAACGAAAAGAGUUUUUUCUUCAAAUGCUCAAAAUAUUUUCGCUUAG